Messenger RNA from Nelumbo nucifera (sacred lotus), 1460 nucleotides. It is a transcript of the gene MYB11, whose product is annotated as myb domain protein 11. The record is from RefSeq and is a predicted model, not a curated record. Lineage: Eukaryota; Viridiplantae; Streptophyta; Magnoliopsida; Proteales; Nelumbonaceae.
UCAAUAUACACAGACACAUACAUAAUCUCGCAGGCUCAUCUCAUCACGAGUCACGACAGACAUCUCUUUCUCUGUGUCUGGAGAUGGGAAGGGCGCCGUGUUGCGAGAAAGUGGGAUUGAAGAAAGGGAGAUGGACAGCUGAAGAAGAUGAGAUCUUAGUGAAGUACAUUCAGGCAAAUGGUGAGGGUUCGUGGCGGUCAUUACCCAAGAAUGCAGGUUUGUUAAGAUGUGGGAAGAGUUGCAGGCUGAGAUGGAUUAAUUACUUGAGAUCUGACUUGAAGAGAGGCAACAUCACCCCCGAGGAGGAGGAUUUAAUCAUCAAGCUGCACAGUGCUUUGGGAAAUAGGUGGUCCUUGAUUGCUGGGCACCUGCCAGGAAGAACAGACAACGAGAUCAAGAAUUACUGGAACUCUCAUUUGAGCAGGAGAAUUCACAGCUUCAGAAGGCCCAACAGCGACGCUCUACCCAUCGUCAUGGACUUGGUCAAGAUGGGUGGUGGGCGCAAACGUAAAGGUGGUCGAACAAGUAGAUCAGCCAUGAAAAAGAUCAAUAGCGGGUUCAACAUUAAUCCCUCCAAGGGCGACGUCUCGACGAAGAAACCCGAGAAAGCUGGCUGUGGUGAAGGUGGGUCACUACUUACACCGACGACCCUUGAGAAGGUGAGCCUGCCGAGCGCAACCAUAGGGAUUAAUGGAGAAGAGAAUGGCAGUACUCCAGCAGUUAGGCCUGCAGGGUCUUAUCAGGAGAGCGGAAGCGAAAUCUUGGGUCCAACUGAAGAGAGCUCCGGCGGUGGAUUUCGCUCCAGCGGAGAGGGAGAAACAGAGAGUGUAGUGCCGAGACCUCGCGAGGAUAGAGAAGCUGAGGUAGUGGUACCCUACGAGGAAUUAGAUACGUGGAUGCUGUGCUCGGACGACAACGUUAUGGCUGGUGCCACACUGGUUCCUGAUAAUGUUUUGGCAGUUAGUGGGGAGAGAGACGAUGGGGUGGUCAUGGGAUUUAGUGAGGAGAGAGAAAGUGAGAUGGUGGGCUCCAACAAGGGGACAACAAGUGACGAUGGAGAGAGUGGUGUGAUUAGCUCAUAUAAUCGAGAGAAUGGCGAGUGGAACUCUUCUUCUUCUUCUUCGAUCACUUCGUGCUUUGAGGAGGAAUGGGUUGAUUGGGACUGGAAGGACGUAGUUGAAGGUCAUUAUAAGCUCUGGGAGGAUGGUGAAGAGACGCUUUCUUGGUUGUGGGAGGGUGAUAAUUGUGGAGGGGAGUGUCAUCAGGUGGUGGGAGCAGACAUGCAGGAGUCUCUGUCUGCUUGGCUCCUUUCUUGAUUUCCUCCUGUAAAGAGGACCAAAAAGUAAAAAAAAGUUUGUGUUUGUUUUGUUACAAAACGAUGUGAAUCAUCUCGUUUUCGUUUUUUCUUAUGUCUUUCUAUGUACUUUUUGUCCAGUGUUCCAUGUGUUUAAUAUUAUGAA